Anopheles gambiae (African malaria mosquito) is the source of this 2248-nucleotide messenger RNA. RefSeq names its product transcriptional adapter 2B (gene Ada2a). Gene Ontology annotation, cellular component: nucleus; SAGA-type complex. Gene Ontology annotation, molecular function: zinc ion binding; transcription coactivator activity; chromatin binding. The transcript is spliced from 4 exons. Gene Ontology annotation, biological process: chromatin remodeling; regulation of transcription by RNA polymerase II. Bases 41 to 1303 code for a protein of 420 amino acids. The record is from RefSeq and is a predicted model, not a curated record. NCBI's taxonomy places the organism in Eukaryota, Metazoa, Arthropoda, Insecta, Diptera, Culicidae.
AGCAGGCACGAAUAAUCGAAAACUCGCCAGCAUAACCAAGAUGGCGGAAUUGUUCGCCAAAUACACAUGCACCAACUGCCAGGAGGAUAUUUCGGGGAUCCGCGUCCACUGCGUCGUGUGCACGGACUUCGAACUGUGCCUAGCGUGUUUCGCUGCCGGAGCCGAAAUCGGACCGCAUCGCAAUGACCACUCGUACCAGUUCAUGGACUCGGGCAUUCUGUCCAUCUUCCGCGGCAAAAGCGGCUGGUCGGCCCGGGAAGAGCUGCACCUGCUCGAUGCCAUAGAGCAGUACGGGUUCGGCAACUGGGAGGAUAUUAGUAAACACAUCGAAACCCGCACCCCGGAGGAAGCGAAGGAAGAGUAUGUGUCCAAGUUUCUGAACGGCACGAUCGGGCGACACACAUGGCAAACGGCGGUCGACCAGCGACCGAUCCUCACCGAUCACACGUCGGACGAUACGGGGCCGCUGAGCCAGCUGCUGAUACAGAAGCUGCCGCCGAUGGACUGUACCGCAGAGGAGGCGGCCGCUCUCGGGUACAUGCCGAAUCGGGACGACUUUGAGCGCGAGUACGAUCCGACGGCCGAGCAGCUUGUGUCGACGCUCUCGCUACAGCCGGACGAUGAGGAUGUGGACAUGCUGCUGAAGCUUGCCCAGGUCGACAUUUACACCCGCCGGUUACGGGAGCGCGCCCGAAGGAAGCGGGUCGUGCGCGACUACCAGCUGAUUGGCAACUUUUUCCGCGGCAAUAUGAAGCGCGCCCGGCAAACCCGCGACCAGCGUGAAUUCCGCGAACGGUUACGCACGUACUCGCAGUUCUACACCUCGCUGGAGUUCGAACGGCUCAUCUCUUCGCUGGAACGCGAGCGAGCGCUUCGGAUCCGGCUGUCCGAGCUGAACCGGUACCGCUGGAAUGGCAUCCAGCGCGUCGACGAGUGUGUGCAUUUCGAGCAGCAUGUUGCCGCGGCCCAGUACCGCAACACGGGACCGUACGGACACGGGCGCACGCUUGCAUGUAUAAUCGGUCCAAACGGUCAGUCGAUCACCGGUUGUAUACGACAAAUUUUGACAGGACAACCGAAGCAGAGGCGGCUCUGGAGAGAACGUCAAAGGGGCAUCCUCGGCGUCGGGCAGCGGAACGGGCCCAAUGGUGGGGGCGGGCCCGCAGACUGCGACACACGGGGCAUCGGCAAGAAGAAGCGAAGACGCCCGCGGCUCAAAUUCCACCGACCGAAAGCCCACGCACCACACCGACGACCGGGGCUGCUCCGACGACUCAUACAGCAGCAAAAACUGCUUGGAUAGCUUACAGCGGGAGGCAGUGACGAACCCGGGCGGCCAUCAUCAGCCGACGAGCGGUCAGAAGCACCACCACCACCACCACCACCAUCAGGCGAACGCCGCCGGCGGGGUAGGAAGCCUGGCAGCCGAUCCGGCCCAGCAGCCCGGGGGUCAACUGCUAACGUCUAACGAGAUCCAGCUGUGCAGUACGCUCAACAUGCCCGUCACGCGCUAUCUCACGCUGAAGACGGUGCUGCUUAGCCGGCCCGCGCUCGACCACAACAUCAACUCGGUUGCGGAGAGCAUCGUGAAGAAGUAUCUGGUCAGUCGCGGCUGGUUGCAGACCAGUCCACAGAACUAGAAUAAUGGGGGGCAUCAAGCGCUUUUUUUACCACCUCGUACGAACAUACACACACACACUACACAUCAGCACACAAGGAAACAUUUUAGUUGACGUUGAUUGAUCUCAUUGCACUGCAAACAGAAACGCACCGCUAAUAGUGCGGGCUGCGGUCGUGUUGUCUGACGCGAUGCUUUUGAGCUGCUUUUAUUUGGUAGUUAUUUAGCUGCGAAGCUCUACAUUUUUAGUUGGGAUGUGUGUAAAUUACUCGUGAACGAAUUGUAGUUCUUUUAAGACAAAAUCCGUUUUUGCUUCUCGUGGGAACAGCGCGCCGGUAUAUUACGCGCGCGCCGGUAUUGUGUGAACGAUGCCAUAGUUUCGUUAUCGAAAAUAGUUCACAUUCCCACUGCGUGAUAGUAGAUGCUUUUCGAUUUGCAAUUAGAUAGAGACACGCAUUCGAUAUUGUGCGUCAGGCGAUAUAAUAGUGGAUUUAGGUGCAUGAAAUAAUUCAAUCUCUACUCUAGAAUAACAAAACAAAAAAAAACAACCAAUUGUGUACAGUACGAAAGGGUAUGAAAAUGUUCUUAUUUUAUUAAUCUUAAAUAAAUCGUUACAAUUUAAACUAGAAA